ACGAGCUACAGUGGACGGGUUGCUCAGUGUAGCGAAAAAGACUGGGCACACACUUCCUCGAGCUGAGCUCGUGGACUUCUUGUAUUGGUGUCGGAGACGCGGUCUCUUGACUUCUUCUGAUCAAUUAUUUGAUACCGAACAUUGGGAAAAGAUUGGGUCUGAACUAUGGCAAAGUGUGCAGAACGGCCUGAAGGGGAGCAAGCAGAUGGCACAGAUCUUCCGAAUAGUUCGGGAGAUGAUUCAACAAGUCCAUGCUGAUGCUGAAAUCGCCACCGCUUUACAAAGAGCCCUCGAUUGCUCCACACAGCCGAAGGAGAAGGAGAGGGAUGAGGGGGGAAAGGACAGUUGUUCGACGCUGAUAGACUGGGAGUCAAAACCUGAUUCUCCCCCGUCGUACCCCACAGUAGCAGCGCCUAUGUUCCGGGGAGGUUUUGAGGAUCUUAUUCCCCCUUGGGAUCCAAAUGAGACACCUGCUGGGGCGGCUGCUGCCCCCCCUUCUGCGCCUCCCCCCCCGGAAGCUAUGGAGGUCGAUCCAGCUAAAGUGCCAUUACCAGAGGACGAAAAGGCGUCUCCCCAUAGCCCUCUUAUCGACGAGCUACGGUUGCAGCGAGAACAGAUGGCUAAGUUGAUGGGGGCAAUGCAGGAACUUGACCCUAAAGGGGGAAAGGGUAAAACGUGGGAGCAGGAGCUUUUCCAAAUUCAACAGCGGCAGUUACACUUUGAAUCAAUAGAGCAGAAAAUAUUAGCAUACUGUAGGUGGGCCUUGGAGAUAGAAAUACACCGCCUGGAGAGUCAAGAGAAAACACACAUACUUCAAGUACGGUGCAGUCGGAAGGUACCCCUUAGAUUUUUUACAUCAGUAGGGCCCUUCAGAGGAAGCCCUGACCAAGCGUUGGCAGAAGCAGUUCAAAGGUUUGUUAGAAAUGAAGGGUAUCAGGGUAUUGUUCGUGUUGCUCGCUUCCGGCGUCGCCUCUUGGCUAACGAAGAUUGACCAGAGGCAAAACAUGUGGAUUACAUGGGCCAACCAGACUAAUCUAACAUCUUUCUGCUUAUCUUUAGCCACACCUUCCGAUCCAUUUCGUACUUGUCUACUGGGUGUACCCUUUCAGUCAUACACCGACCUUUUAGUUAUGAGGGGAUGGAUAAGUCCCAAUGUUCCAAUGCCCCACAAUGAAAGCCAAUUUAUAAUUCAACAUUGCACUUACACAGCAAGCCUCAGCAAUAACAAGAGUACCUGGGGAAAUGAGACGUGGUGUAGGACGC
Messenger RNA from Neopelma chrysocephalum (saffron-crested tyrant-manakin), 1263 nucleotides. RefSeq lists its product as uncharacterized. The transcript has 2 exons. The record is from RefSeq and is a predicted model, not a curated record. Lineage: Eukaryota; Metazoa; Chordata; Aves; Passeriformes; Pipridae. The coding region runs from base 206 to 991 and encodes 261 amino acids.